AUCAGCUAUAUCGAGUUUGUUUUUAACCUACAAAUGUUAAAAUUAAUAAGAUUUAUUGUGUAAAACUCGCAUAAAAUGAAUAAACUAACAUCUUAUACGAUAAAGAAAAUCCACAAAUCAUACAUAGAAAAGAUAUUGACUCCCACCAGUUUCAUUGAUUUAUGUUUACAAAAAGCAAAGCAAGCUAGUGAAUUGAAUGCUUUCGUGACUCUCACUGUCGAAGAGGCGGAAAAUCACGGAAUCGAAAGUGAAAAAAGGCUUUAUAUCGACAAGAAUGUGAAACCCCUCGAAGGUAUUUCUAUCGGUAUCAAAGACAACUUUUGUACAAAGAAUAUUAGCACUACAUGCGCUUCAAAUAUGUUGAGAAACUUUGUACCAACUUAUGAUGCUACUGUUUACUCGAGACUAAGGCAGGCUGGAGCCUGUCUCAUUGGCAAAUGUAAUUUGGACGAGUUUGCUAUGGGUUCAGGAACAAUUGACUCCAUAUUUGGCCCAACAAGAAAUCCUUGGGGCUAUAGGAAGAAUGAUGACAAAUGGAGGAUUGCCGGCGGUAGUUCAGGUGGUAGUGCCGUCGCAGUUAGCUCGGGAGCAUGCGUGGCUGCACUGGGAUCAGAUACUGGUGGUUCAACAAGGAACCCGGCUGCACUGUGCGGAGUAGUAGGUCUUAAACCAACAUAUGGACUUGUAUCUAGGUAUGGUCUCAUACCGUUAGUGAAUUCUAUGGAUGUUCCUGGCAUUAUAGCCAGAACCGUUGAGGAUGUGACAGCUGUUCUCAAUUGUAUUGCUGGUCCCGAUGAACUAGAUUCAACAACUCUAAAAAGAGACUUUAACCCAAUCGUUAUGAAAGAGUUGGAUAUGUCAAAAAUUAAAAUUGGAAUACCAAAAGAAUAUAAUUGUGUAGGAAUGAGUAAAGAUGUACUAGAAACAUGGCAAUAUGUAACAAAAUUAUUAAAAAAUGAAAAAACCAUGAUAAGAUCUGUGUCUUUACCAAAUACUUCAGUGUCUAUUGCUGUUUAUUCAAUUCUGAACCAAUGCGAAGUAGCCAGCAACAUGGCUAGGUAUGAUGGCUUGGAAUAUGGACUGCGGGCAAAUGAGGACUAUUCUACAGAAGAAUUGUAUGCAUCUUCCAGAUCACAAGGUUUCAACAAUGUUGUGAGAUGGAGAAUUUUUGCUGGAAACUACUUCUUGUUGGCAAGAAACUAUGAUAAGUACUUCAUAAAGGCUCUGAAGCUGAGAAGACUAAUUUCUAAUGACUUUAAGAAUGUCUUCAAUGGAGAGGACAGUGUAGAUUUGCUUCUGACUCCGACUACAUUAACAGACGCACCUAGAUAUGAAGAUUUUGUAUCUAAACAUAACAGAGAUCAGUGCGCAUUUCAAGACUAUUGCACACAACCUGCAAACAUGGCUGGUAUUCCAGCAGUCUCUAUACCAGUUAGGCUGUCAAAUGAUAAUUUACCUGUAUCACUGCAGCUUAUGGGACCUUGCUUGUCGGAAGAUUUGUUACUUAAUGUGGCUCGAAAAAUAGAGCAGCUCGUAAAUUUUCAACAUACACAUAAUUUCUAAUAAUUAAACAAAUAUAGGCCAUGAAUAAACAUACAAAUUAGUGCUUAUCUUUGAAUAAAUAAAAUGUGGAACUUUAAUCGA
Chilo suppressalis (striped riceborer) is the source of this 1644-nucleotide messenger RNA. Lineage: Eukaryota; Metazoa; Arthropoda; Insecta; Lepidoptera; Crambidae. The record is from the annotation of a GenBank genome assembly.